GAGCUCAGGAGCGUACGGUGCUGAAACCGAGGCUGUAACGUCAUGCUCGACUCUAAACCUCACCCACCCUCCCAGAGGCGAGCAGCUCUUUCACAGGCACAGGCGCAGACGGACUGACUGGCUGGAGCUGUGGCGGAUUGCUGUAGUUAACGGACACACUGCACAAUGCGUGAAUACAAGUUAGUAGUCCUCGGAUCAGGAGGUGUCGGCAAGUCUGCGCUGACUGUUCAGUUUGUCCAAGGGAUCUUUGUGGAAAAGUAUGACCCCACAAUAGAAGACUCAUACAGAAAGCAAGUGGAGGUGGACGGACAGCAGUGUAUGUUGGAAAUUCUGGAUACUGCCGGAACGGAACAAUUCACAGCCAUGAGAGACCUGUACAUGAAGAACGGCCAGGGCUUUGCACUAGUAUACUCCAUAACGGCACAGUCCACCUUCAACGACCUGCAGGACUUGAGAGAACAGAUCCUGCGGGUCAAAGACACGGAUGACGUGCCAAUGAUCCUGGUGGGUAAUAAGUGUGAUCUGGAAGACGAGAGGGUGGUGGGAAAGGAGCAGGGCCAGAAUCUGGCCCGUCAGUGGAACAGCUGUGCUUUCCUGGAGUCCUCUGCGAAAUCCAAGAUUAACGUCAAUGAGAUCUUCUAUGACCUGGUCCGGCAAAUCAACAGGAAAACUCCCGUACCUGGAAAGGCACGCAAAAAGUCCACCUGCCAGCUCCUCUAAUAUACAGCUGUUCUUUUGCUCUGAGCCAGGUCUGAUUUACUGCUGUGUCUUUCAGCAGUGCCAGCAUUCCGACGUUACUAAAACCUAACAUCGAAUGGACUUUCCUAUGUGGUGAUGCCCCUUUAACAAACCAACCAACAACCAACCAACCAACGGAUUCAAGGCUACAGUACCAUGACAGUUUUUUGCACAUAGAUAACCAUCAUCACUUUCCAAUGUCGCGAGAAAGAGAUUUUUACAUAUAAAUAUAUAUAAAUAUAUAUUAUGUAUUAAGUAUGCAACUGAAUAAAACGAUUAAAUACAGAGCUAGACAAAAAGAAUUUUAAAAAAAAUCCAGAGCCUACACGCAGUGUUAUUGCUAACGGAGACGGCCACUGUUGUAAAUGUAAGGAGGGAAUGUCUAACCAGGCUGUGCACGUUGCCAUGGCAAUUACAAUGAUAUUUAUAAUCACCACUAUUUUAGCCAGAGAGGAGAGGAAGUCCAAAGAGCUCCUAUAUAAACCAUUACAGCUAACGUUCACUUCUUUUGUAUUUUUUUUUUUUUUUUUUUGAUGAACAUUUUGUAACUUUUGUUUUGCUUUUAUUCUAAACAUGAUUUCUUUAUCUUCUGCCUUUUUUUUUUUUUUUUUUUUUUUCUCUCUCUUUUAUAAAAUUACUAGAUUUUUUUGCUCUAUGGAAAUGCAUAUUCACAACUGUUUGAUGAGUUUUAGGAAGAAACCUGUGGAUACAUGUACGUGUAAAAAGUUAAAAAAAAUAUAAUUUUUUUUCCUGUCACUAUCAUUGUCCUUAGCCUCAGAUGUUGCCUUCGAAUACGUGUUAAGACCUUUUUUUUGUCUCUCUCUCUCUUUUUUUUUUUUUUCUUCUGAAGAUUAAUUUACAUGAUCUUAGGUCCAUCUCAUACUCCACGCCGGGUUUCUUUGUUUUGUUCACAAAGAACUUUGUACAGCAGGCUUUUUUCAAAAAGGGGGUAUUAAAAAAUGGGUUGGACGGUUCAGUUUUAGUAUCCCUCUGAAGCUCAUCUUUCGGGUGGUCUCGUAAUAAACGGUCCAAUCGGUCUUGACCAAGCUGAUCCUGAUCAAAUGUAGGUCAUAAACGCAGUAUAUAUUUUAAAGAAUUGGGGUUUUUAAUACGCAGGAAAAACCAAACGUACAACAAACCGUUGCCCAUCUCCCCUUGCUUGCUGAUUCAUCUGGUGUAAACUGAGGAUAUGAAAAACCAAAUAUCGGAUCCUGUCAGUAAAGAACGAGGAAAAGAUGUCUGUUAGUGACUGUUUUCGACUUUGUAAUAAUUUUCCCUGUUUUCUGUCUGUUGGAUUAACUGAAUGUGGGGGCUUUGUGUUAAGCGAGGGUGAAAAAAAAAACAAAAAAAACAAAAAACGGGAAGAAUCGAUUUUGCAAAAUUUUAAAAGAAUUAAUCGUGCAUCGAGUGCAAACGCAAAGAGCGUUCGUAAAAAAGAGCCGAAUGCGCAGUUGUAGCGUUCGAUACCGGUCUUGUCGGACAUCGAAACGCCUCUUUGCGGGGUGCAGCAUGCCGUAUGUACGCGUGAUGAAUUGUUUAUGAAUGCUUUGAGGAUUUGCACUGUGUAAAGUGAAGAACGCGACUCCCAGGGAGCGUCCGAGCAGCGGCCGACCACAAAGAGUCGCGUUAUCCUUCUGCAAGCAAAUGCCUUGAUGCUUUUUAGGAUUGGAGGGGGAAGGGGGAACUAAAGAAAAUAGAAACUUGACGUGAGGACCAGGACUGAGACGGAGGCACAGUAUUUUAAAACGCAACAUCGUCCGCUUCUGAUGGGUCGGAGGUGGGUGGGGGGGUGGUGGCCAUGUGUCAACUUAAAAGCCUUAAUUAAAAGUGGUGCAAUUUUGUAUAACCGAGCAUCUGUAGUUUAAUAAAUUGGAUUGCCAUGCAAGGGCUCCCAAGAAGCCAGUUUUGCCACUUGAAUGUUUUGUGUAUUGUUUCAGCGUUUUCUGUCAGUCAAAUAAAAAAAAACCCAACGAAA
Puntigrus tetrazona (Sumatra barb) is the source of this 2713-nucleotide messenger RNA. RefSeq names its product RAP1B, member of RAS oncogene family (gene rap1b). The record is from RefSeq and is a predicted model, not a curated record. The transcript has 8 exons. Gene Ontology annotation, molecular function: GTPase activity; GTP binding; GDP binding. The coding region runs from base 166 to 720 and encodes 184 amino acids. Gene Ontology annotation, cellular component: plasma membrane. Gene Ontology annotation, biological process: Rap protein signal transduction; cellular response to cAMP; negative regulation of synaptic vesicle exocytosis. Lineage: Eukaryota; Metazoa; Chordata; Actinopteri; Cypriniformes; Cyprinidae.